AUGCCAAUACAAGUGCAACCUCCUCCAGUCGACAUCGCGCCCGCUCCGCCGGUUGAUCGCAAGAGUAGAAAACGAAAGUCUACUUUCGAUGACGAGCCCUCGCUCUCGCAGCCAGACAAUCUCAAUGCAAUUAUUCAAAAUCUGUCGAUGCCGGAUCAUUUGGUCCAGGUCGCUGUCGACUACGCGAACGCAAAUUCGGCUUCAAACACCGACGUUCAAGCCUACGCUAAGCUUGCGGGUGCGACAUGGACGUACUACGUCCGGGAGCUGAGUGUCACGAUCGGUAGGUAUUCUGAGCCGGUAGCCGGCCAGGUUGAUCCUGAUCGAGUAGACAUUGAUCUCGGUCCCACAAAAGUUGUCUCUCGGAAGCACGCGAUAGUACGCUACGACCUCAACCUGCGGGUCUGGAUCAUUGAAGUCACGGGCCGCAAUGGCGUCAAGAUCGAUGGUGUCACAUACAAAGGCGGACGGACGCAGGCGCUCCACAGCGGCAGUAUUCUAGACAUUGGUGGUGUGCAGAUGAUGUUUGUGCUUCCGGACCAGGUUCCGGCCGAGAUCGAUCACAGUGGACGGAUGCAGGAAUACGACGAGUCCGAGAUGAUUACGACUCGUGCGCCGCCCACGAAUUCGUCUGUGGCCUACCCGAAGGGCGUUGCUAUCAUAACCAAGCCUCAAGUGCGCGGGGUGGAGACUAUUGAUAAUACGUUUAAUGAUCUGAGUAUGGACGAGGCGCGUGAUAUCAAGCCACCGUACAGCUAUGCUACGAUGAUCUCGCAGGCGAUUUUGUCGAGCGAGGAAGGCAAGUUGACGCUGGCGGCGAUCUACAACUGGAUCUCGGAUCACUACUCGUUCUACCGACAUGCAAAGACCGGCUGGCAGAACUCGAUCCGGCAUAACCUGUCGCUUAGUAAAGCGUUUCAGAAAGUGCCGCGGGCGACGGACGAGCCCGGAAAAGGUAUGAAGUGGCAGAUCAACCCGGAGUACCGGGACGAGUACAUCAAGAAGCUGCAAGAUAAGGAGCUGUCGCGCCGGCGAGGAGCGGCGCUGUUUGCGGGACAUGGUCGGCCUACUGUGAAUUCGAUUGAAAACCUGGGCAUGCCGCUUGCGGGGUCGCAGCUGCCGCUGUCGAGCGGGAAUCUUGUGAGCAGUUCAUCAUCGCUGUCAGGGGCGGUGUACGGCACGCCGCCUAAGCAAACACCAGGUAAAUUCCUCCUCUACUCUUAA
Molecule: messenger RNA, 1224 nt
Organism: Myxozyma melibiosi
Lineage: Eukaryota; Fungi; Ascomycota; Lipomycetes; Lipomycetales; Lipomycetaceae
Product: fork head domain-containing protein
Exons: 3
Coding region: 1-1224 (407 amino acids)
Biological process (GO): regulation of transcription by RNA polymerase II
Molecular function (GO): RNA polymerase II cis-regulatory region sequence-specific DNA binding; protein binding; DNA-binding transcription factor activity, RNA polymerase II-specific
Source: RefSeq, a predicted model, not a curated record